Magnusiomyces paraingens is the source of this 231-nucleotide messenger RNA. RefSeq lists its product as uncharacterized. NCBI's taxonomy places the organism in Eukaryota, Fungi, Ascomycota, Dipodascomycetes, Dipodascales, Dipodascaceae. The transcript is spliced from 2 exons. The record is from RefSeq and is a predicted model, not a curated record. Gene Ontology annotation, biological process: mitochondrial electron transport, cytochrome c to oxygen. The coding region runs from base 1 to 231 and encodes 76 amino acids.
AUGUUGUCCAGAGCUGCCGUUAGAACCACCUCUCUCGUCUCCAGACGUGGCUUUUCCUCUUCUGCUAUCUCCAAGGUCGAGCACCACUGGCCUGAGGGACCUUACACCAACAUUCCUUUCAAGGUCCACAACAGAAAGAUCCCCUACUUCUUUGUUCACUGGACUUUCUUCCUUGUCGGUCUUGGCUCUCCCUUUGCCAUUUGCUACUACCAGCUCAAGAAGUCUUCUUAA